Molecule: messenger RNA, 459 nt
Organism: Clonostachys rhizophaga
Lineage: Eukaryota; Fungi; Ascomycota; Sordariomycetes; Hypocreales; Bionectriaceae
Source: the annotation of a GenBank genome assembly
AUGAAACCAAAGCGCGACAUGGGUGAAUUGGUCCACAAAGAAAAUGACAAUGUACCAGGCAAGACUUCGGUAGGUUGUGUGGAUGCCGUCAAUGUUGAGGCGAAGACUCUUGACUGGGGUACGGCCAGGCUCAAUAGUCUUCCCCAGCCGCUCCUCAAUCAGAUGGAUGAAGUAGUCCAUGUCCUGCUCCUCGGAUGCGCUCCAGUCGCCGAAAUCCGUCUCCUCACGAUCAAAGAAGGCCCACAUUAUGAACUCUCUCAGGUUUUCUCGCCGGAUGUCCUGCAGAUCUGCGCCGAGGAACCAACCUUGGAGCACUCUACGCUCGGGCGACGUCAAUGGAGGGGGAUACACGGCUUUGAGGCGCAGGCGAGCCUGGGCUGGCCGCCAAGCCAGAAGGUAGAAGAGGCCCUCUGCAGCCAGGGAGAGUGCCAAUAUGACCGUGGCAAAGAUCUUCCAUGA